Lactuca virosa is the source of this 3045-nucleotide messenger RNA. NCBI's taxonomy places the organism in Eukaryota, Viridiplantae, Streptophyta, Magnoliopsida, Asterales, Asteraceae. The record is from the annotation of a GenBank genome assembly.
AUGAACUCAGGGCAACCAACAACUUCCUUAUCAUCUUCCUCCUGUUUUGCUUUCAUCUUUUCUUGUUUUAUUAUCUUUCUGAUUACUGUUUCUGGUGUCGGUAAUAAUGAGACCGAUUAUCAAGCGUUGUUGCAGUUCAAGUCGAUGAUCAGGAAUGAAGAAGCUCUAAGCUCAUGGAACUCUUCCUUUCAUUUCUGUGAUUGGAGUGGUGUUUCAUGUGGGAAGCAGAAUAAAAAAGUCACUGCUCUAUGGUUGGAGUCGCAAGGGCUAGAAGGCUCGUUGUCUCCUUAUAUAGGGAACCUCAGCUUCCUUCGUUUGUUUUCUAUCGCAAACAACAGCUUUCAAGGAACCAUCCCUCAUGAACUCGGUCGUCUAUACAGACUACGUGUCCUCGAUCUUGGCCAUAACAAAUUCAAUGGAGUCAUUCCAAGCAACUUGUCCGGUUGUUCCAAACUUGAAAGGCUUGGACUUAAUGAGAACAAGCUAGUUGGAAGCAUACCCAAAGAGAUCAGUUUCCUCUCAAAACUUACUUUUAUUGCAGUUCAUGAUAAUAAGCUAACAGGUGGAAUCCCGUCUGUUUUGGGGAAUAUAUCAAUAGAAUCCUUCAGUGCUAGUGAGAAUCCGUUGGGUGGGAGCAUUCCAGACACCAUAAGCCAUUGGAAAAGCUUAACAGAAUUUUACAUUGGUGGUUGUAACUUAAAUGGAACCAUCCCUCAUUCCAUUUUUAACCACUCACUCUUAACUCACUUUUCCAUGUCUUCAAAUCACCUAACCGGUAGUCUUCCCUCAGCUUUAGGUGCAAUGCUCCCUCGUCUUGUAUAUCUUCAGUUAUACGGUAACAAACUGACCGGACCUCUUCCAGCAUCACUAUCUAAUUGUUCGAAAUUAGGGUUUCUUGAAGCGCAUGACAACAACUUUAGUGGGAAGUUGAAAAUUGACUUUGCAAAACUAAAAGAUAUGUAUUGGAUAUCCAUAGGUGGUAACAACUUUGGAUUCGGAGAAGCUGAUGAUAUGAAGUUUAUUGAUACUUUGAAAAACUGCAGAAAAUUAGACAUAUUGGACCUUUCAAGUUCCAAGCUUCAAGGAGUGCUGCCGGCAUCAAUCGGUAAUCUUUCUGAUCGACUCACUUACCUAAUUUUAGAUCAAAAUCUUAUAUAUGGAAACCUCCCUCCAAGUAUAGGAAAUCUAGCUGGCUUGACCACAUUAAUAUUAGCAAAUAACCGAUUCACAGGAAAAAUCCCAUCCACCAUUGGUCAGCUUCAAAAGCUGCAAGUUGCUGCACUAUUUAAGAACCAAUUUUCUGGGCCCAUUCCAGACACCAUAGGGAACUUAUCAUUGUUGACUAACCUUAGGUUAAAUUCCAACAGACUGGAAAGCCAUAUUCCAUCAAGCCUAGGAAAGUGUCAUCAUCUAUUAGAUGUAAACCUUAGUGACAAUAAAUUAAGCGGAAGAAUACCUAAGCAACUUCUUCAACUUAUAUCUCUAACCAUAGUACUAAAUCUCUCUCAAAACAACCUAUCUGGAUCACUUCCAACAGAGGUUGGCAAGCUCCAGAUGUUGACUUCUCUGGAUUUAUCUUAUAACAAUUUAUCAGGUAAAAUUCCAAGUAGCAUUAGUGGUUGCAUUAGCCUUGUAUUCUUAUCCCUCAAAGGAAACUUAUUUCAAGGCACUGUACCACCAUCAUUAAGUUCCCUAAGAGGAGUUUCGACACUCGAUCUCUCCCAUAAUAAUUUAUCAGGACAUAUUCCUCGAUUCUUGGAGCGGUUGAUCUUAUUAGAAUAUGUAAACCUAUCUUAUAAUGAUUUUGAGGGUGAUGUACCGGUGGUUGGAGUGUUCGCCAAUGCAAGUGCAUACUCAGUUUUGGGGAAUAGUAGGCUUUGUGGUGGCUUGGCUGAGCUUGAUUUGCCCAAAUGCAAGAAGACGACGGGAAAACAUCAAAAAAGGAUUCAUGUGUUCGUAAUAGGCCUUUUAAUUGCAUCCACACUUUUCACCGUUUUAUGCUUUUUGUAUGCUUGGUGUAAGAAAAUCAAAGACCAACCAUCUCGGUCUUCAGUGGACGAUGAACAAUCUAAACAAGUAUCAUACACAUACAAUCAACUUCUCAAGGCUACCAAUGACUUCUCCAAAGCCAAUUUAAUUGGUGAGGGUGGGUUCAGCUCUGUUUACAAAGGAACCCUUGAUGAUGAUGAUAAAUAUGUUGCUGUCAAGGUUAUACAUCUUCAAAACCAAGGUGCUCAUAAAAGCUUUAUAGCAGAGUGUGAAGCAUGGCGUAAUAUUCGACACCGAAAUCUAUUGAAGAUACUAACUUCAUGCUCAAGCAUUGACUUUAAAGGAAAUGACUUCAAAGCUUUGGUAUACGAAUUCAUGCCCAAUGGGAGUUUACAUGAUUGGCUGCAUUCAACUGAAAGUAAAUCAAGACUGAACCUUCUUCAAAGAAUAAAUAUUCUCAUUGAUGUCGCAUCUGCACUCGAUUAUCUUCACAAUCACUGUCUCCCAAGCAUCGUUCACUGUGACCUGAAGCCAAGCAACAUUUUGUUGGAUGAUGAUAUGGUGGCCCAUGUUGGAGACUUUGGUUUAGCUCGAUUUCUUGGAACAAAUUCAAACCAAAACAACACAAGUUGCAUUAGAGGAACGAUUGGGUACACACCUCCAGAGUAUGGUGUUGGGAGUGAGAUGACAAGUAGUGGAGAUGUCUACAGUUUCGGAAUACUAUUGUUGGAGGUGAUGACAGGGAAAAAGCCAACGGAUAACAUCUUCAACGAAGGCCUUAGCCUUCAUAAAUUUGCAUACUUGGCGUUGCCAGAUCAUGUAACUGAUGUAGUUGAUGAUGAUCUUUUAAAUUUUCUACAAGAGCAUGUUGUUCCUAAGAAAUGCACGUCAGCAAAUGCAAAAAUAAUAGAGGAAUGUGUUGCUUCAAUUGUCAGGAUUGGAGUAUCAUGCUCCAUGGAUUCACCACCACAACGAAUGAAGAUCAGAAUUGUUGCCCAUGAGUUGCAUCACGUUUGGGAUACACUUCAAAAUAUCUUACCUGCUCCUCAUACUUGA